This is a messenger RNA of Harpia harpyja (harpy eagle), 1742 nucleotides long. It is a transcript of the gene SLC30A8, whose product is annotated as solute carrier family 30 member 8. The transcript has 8 exons. The record is from RefSeq and is a predicted model, not a curated record. Gene Ontology annotation, molecular function: zinc ion transmembrane transporter activity. NCBI's taxonomy places the organism in Eukaryota, Metazoa, Chordata, Aves, Accipitriformes, Accipitridae. Gene Ontology annotation, biological process: response to glucose; insulin secretion; zinc ion transmembrane transport. Gene Ontology annotation, cellular component: plasma membrane. The coding region runs from base 1 to 1125 and encodes 374 amino acids.
AUGGUGGGCUCAGCAAGCGUGGCACAGCCGUCAGAGCUGGACAGUGGCAGGAUGAGGUGGCAUCAAAAGAAUUUAAAUGAAGAGAGGCAGCAGCAGGAAGCAGAAGUUACUGAAGCUAAUCCAGCGUAUCACUGUCACGGCUACUCACAGGCCUAUGAGAACAGAAAAAGGGAACAGCACCAAGCCAGGAGGAAGCUCUGUGUAGCAUCAGUAAUUUGCAUCUUCUUCAUGAUUGCUGAGAUUACAGGGGAGUAUAUUGCCGGGAGCCUGGCGGUGAUCACCGAUGCGGCACACAUCCUGGUGGACCUGACAAGCUUCCUGAUCAGCCUCUUCUCACUGUGGCUUGCCUCCAAACCUCCCACCAAACAGUUAACUUUCGGGUGGCACCGAGCAGAAAUUCUGGGAGCUUUGAUGUCUAUGGUAAUCGUUUGGAUGGUGACUGGUGUGUUGACAUAUUUGGCUAGCAUGAGGCUACUACACCCUGAUUAUGAUAUUGAUGCUACAGUGAUGCUCAUUACCUCUGCUUGUGCCGUGCUCGCCAACAUCCUAUUAAGCCUGAUCCUGCACCAGACUGGCCAUGGGCACAGCCAUGAGGCACAAGCCAGGGAACACGUGUCGGCCCCUCCAGAAAAGGUAGCUCUGAGCAAUGCCAGUCUGCGGGCAGCCUUUGUGCACGCCAUCGGAGAUCUGUUCCAGAGUAUUAGUGUGCUAAUUAGCGCACUUAUCAUCUUCUUUAAGCCAGAAUACAAAAUAGCUGACCCAAUCUGCACAUUUGUGUUUUCCAUCUUUGUUUUGGCAACCACCAUCACCAUUUUAAGGGAUAUUUUGAUUGUGUUAAUGGAAGGAAUAUCAAAAGGAUUUGCUUAUGAUGCAGUGAAAGCGAGAAUUUUAGCAGUUGAGAAAGUGGAGUCUGUUCACAGCCUUCAUCUUUGGUCUCUGACAAUGAAUCAAACUAUUCUAUCUGCUCAUGUUGCCACAGCAGAUGCAGUGGACAGCCAGAAGAUUUUGAGAGAUAUUACCCAAGCCCUGUUUGAGCACUACAGCUUCCACUCCAUCACCAUUCAGAUUGAAUCAGGAGAGGAUCAGAAACGAGACUGCUUCUUCUGUCAAGAGCCCAGGGAUUAAAGGGAACAGUUUGCUAUGCAAAAUAACGAUCACCCCUCUUACAGGUCAAUGGAGGCUGUAUGUGCUGGUUGUAUGUGACUGAUUAACAACAAAUGGUAAUUAGCUGAACUAAAAAGCCCUGCCACUGCAAGCAGUGCAGGGACCUUUAUUUGUUGGUAACAUCUACCAGGAGAGAACAUGUAUUAGGCCCAUCUAUCAGCUAGAUUACCUGUCCAUCAGCGGCUACUUUCAAUUACAAGAGAAAGUAUCUAAAUUAUUCUUGACUAGAGCAACAGAUUGGCACUAAAGCAACAUUUAAGAAUGCCUGUUUGUAAUCACAGGUAACAAAAAACUAAUCAACCUUCAAAUUACCAGCAGACCAAUUAUCACAAAAUGUGAUGAAAUGUAAGUUUCGUGUUAGCAAAGCUCAACACUUACUGAGGAUAAAAGAGAAAAUUUAAAUUAGCACAUGGGAUGAAGAGAUCUGGGAAAGAAAGAGAUGGUGGCAUGUGCUUUCCCUGCCUUUUGGCAGACACUCCUCCUCCUGCAUAUUAAGGGAAGUAUUAGAUGUGCACCAUAUUCUGCAGUGUGGAUCACAAGAGGAUUCACUCCAUUCACAUUUGGCAAAUAGCUUUUUG